Odontomachus brunneus is the source of this 2666-nucleotide messenger RNA. RefSeq names its product solute carrier family 25 member 51. The transcript has 4 exons. The record is from RefSeq and is a predicted model, not a curated record. Bases 460 to 1317 code for a protein of 285 amino acids. NCBI's taxonomy places the organism in Eukaryota, Metazoa, Arthropoda, Insecta, Hymenoptera, Formicidae.
GCUCAGUGAGCACUUGUGGUUUCGGAUGUAGCUAUUGGUAGUGCGCUUCUCUCUCUCUCUUUCUUGAACGAACGAACGCACUCGGUGUGAUAUGGCGGUAAUUUACGUUAAACCACUGAGCGGUCAUGAUAACCGAGUAAUGUGACGCGUGCCGCAUGGACUUCUGCGGCGCCGUUCCAACGAAACUAAACUUCGGAUACCUGCGGUAUCCGGAAACUAUGGGUUGAAUAGUAAAGAACAAGCGUGCACACCCACAAACACGUAAACACAUGUCUACACUUGGAUUGAUUCGCAAUAAAAAUCUGCGCACACUCUAAUCUCGUUAUAACUUAUUGUGCAUGAGGAUAUAUGUAAAUAUAGAAAAUGCUACAGCUAGCAGUAUCUCUUUGGACACGAUAGGAAAUUGUUACAAUUGGAUAUAUUUCUUGCUGAAUUCUAGUGUUCUUGAAAAUUAUUACUAUGAGUAACAUUACGUCAGAGGAGAUUUCAUUGAGAUCGAUUUUUAAACUCAACCAUAAUGACUUUAAAGAAUUUAUCUGUGGCUGGGGUGCUGCUGUCAUCAAUGUCACUGUUACCUUUCCAAUCAAUAAAAUUAUAUUUAGACAGAUCCUGGAAGGAGUACCGGUGACUGCCGCAGUCGGACAGAUGUCGCGGGAGGGGAUACAACUACUGUAUCGUGGAAUUUUACCACCCCUGUGCCAAAAGACUCUGUCCGUCAGCGUGAUGUUCAGCGUAUACGAAGGAUGCAAGCAAAGGCUCAUUCUAUUAACUGGAAGCCCCGUGUUAGCCCAAGUGAUGGCAGCGAACGUGGCCGGCGCGACGGAGGCUCUCCUGAUGCCAUUCGAAAGAGUACAAACGCUGCUGCAAGACUGGCAUUAUCACGACAAGUUCAAGAAUACAUCGCACGCGUUUAAGCACCUGCUGACAAAUUAUGGGGUGACAGAGUGUUAUCGUGGCUUCUUGCCCAUUGUGUAUAGAAACGGCCUGUCGAAUCUCAUGUUCUUCACAUUGCGCGACCAAUCAAAGAUACUAAUGGGCGGGCACGAGUCUCUGUUGACCAAUUUUGUCAGUGGCGCGCUAAUCGGUGGUUUCGUUAGCACGGUGUCGUAUCCAUUAAAUGUAAUCAAAAUACACAUGCAGACGAAGAUAGGCGGCGACUUUGAGAGAUUCUUGGCUGUCAUGCGCGAGGUAUAUAUUUCCAGAGAUCGAAGUAUAACGUAUUUCUACAAGGGUGUGCAUCUCAACUAUAUGAGGUCCUUCAUCAGCUGGGGUGUGAUAAAUGCGUCAUAUGACUUCCUAAAGAAGAUCUUUUUCUAGGUUGAAUAAUAGAAUUUUAUAUUUAUUUAGGAGAUAUAUUCCCUCUCUCUUUGUUACACGACCUCUGCUGUAUAUAUUAAUUGGUAUAUUAGACAAUGAUAGGAGAGAUUUUUCUGUUGUGUAUGAGCGUCAAAUCGCACAUUUUUCCUGUCAACGGUAUAAGCAGGAUAGCACAGAAAAAUAGUGUUUAUUGUGGGAGCUUUACACAAUGAUACACACAAUGAUUAGGAAAUGUUUUUAAAUCUACUUUAAUCGAUCUAUAAUCGAGAUAAAAUCAAGGAAGAAUUCUGUUUUACAAGGGAAUUUAUGAGUGAUAGCUGCACUUGUGUAACUCAGUUAGAAAAUCUGUCAUAAAAGGAGUGUUUAUAAUUUGAAAACUAAGCGCUUCUGGACCAAUGUUUAUAUAAUCUUUUUUUAUCUUUACAAUGAGUAGAGUAUGCUCUUAAAGUUUGUAUAUCUAUUUCUGAAAUACUCUGAUACCUCUAUAAAUUGUAAAAUGUAUAUAAAAUGUAAAAUUCUAAAUCUACUUUGGAUUAUAGAUCAUUUGAGAUAGACAUUUAAUGAUAUUAGCUGAUCAAGUUAUCUUGAAUGAAUACGACUGUGGUCAUGUGAUGAAUUAUAAAAGCUCACUGUCAUUUCUUUCUGUCUGCAGAAAGACUGUAUUAUUUGUAAAUAUAGAUGCAGUUAGUUAUUUUUUUAAAUUUUCGAUUUAAUUUUAUCGUUAUAUAAAUACACUUAGGGACUCUUUAUACAGAUUAAAAUAUGUGAAUAUUUUAGGAAUAUGUAAUUAACAAGAUAGGAAACAAUUAUGUGCAAUUAGGUAGAAAAAUUCUUGCCAAUUAUAAAGUGCUACCUAAUUGUGAUUCGAUAAAAACACGUUUCCUGUUCUUAUCUUAAGAAUUAUAUAUAAUUCCAUUGUUGUGAAAUUCUGCAAAUUUGUGAAUGCUUAAUAACUGAUAUAUAACUAAUAUAUGCAAUGUUUAAUAUUACAUAAUCUAUAUGUGAUAUUAUAUUUUAAUACAAAAAUGUUCCAAGAACCUCUCACAAUAAUAGGAGUAAUUACAGUAUAAUUAGGCAAUUUGUUAUUAAAAUACAACACUAUUUUUUCAUAUGUUAUUAAUUUUAUAUCAAAUAGAUAAUGAUGUAUUGUUUUAUUAUAUAUGGCGCAGGAACAAUUCGAUUAACGGGACAUGUUGCAUAAGAUAUUGUUAAUUACAUCGUUUAAUAAAUCAAUUUACAAGGAAUGCAAGAAAAGAAAUUCACACGCAUACGAAUGUUUUACAAAUGAUAUUCUUCGUGGGAUAUUCACGCGCAGUUAUGCAAAAUACAAUAUACAAUUCCGAUAACAA